AGUGAUGACUUGAAAAUGGCUGCUCUCCAUCUCAAAUGGCAUGGCAAGGAUACUGACACAGAGAUUCAGCAAAUUGUGGGCUUUCAUAUUCGCACUCUCUAUCGCAUACAGACUCACUUUUGUAGGACAGGAGAUGUUGCUAAGGCUAAGGUGCUUGGACACGGAUGUCCUUGGAGCCUUGUAGAGGCAGAUGCAGCCUACCUUGUUUCUCUUUCCAAGCGAAAUCCUGCUCUCUUUCUCGACGAAUACCAGAAACUGUCAAGC
Messenger RNA from Desarmillaria tabescens, 264 nucleotides. RefSeq lists its product as uncharacterized. The record is from RefSeq and is a predicted model, not a curated record. The transcript has a single exon. Lineage: Eukaryota; Fungi; Basidiomycota; Agaricomycetes; Agaricales; Physalacriaceae. The annotation marks the transcript as partial.